AUGGCAGGAAUAAUCCGAAUCACGCUGUUCAAGAUCCCGGUCAAGGAGAACCAGGCGAAGCUGUUGGAUUUAUACCGGACGAUGGCUGCUUCUGCCAAAAAGGACGGCAAACCCUACAUACUGUCCCUCAACGCUGGACAAGCAUAUGAAGAUCAACGCAGCCAAGGUUACACGGUCGCCGCGAAGUCGGAGUUCAGCACUCUGGAAGAUAUGAAGUAUUAUGAUGAUGCGUGUGAGGCGCACCAGACGCUGAAGGCGGGGUUGAAGAGCUUAGGCGUUGAGGGGGUGAUGACGGUUUAUUUCCCGCCUGCUGUUGUGAGUGUUCUGUAG
This is a messenger RNA of Hyaloscypha bicolor E, 330 nucleotides long. RefSeq lists its product as uncharacterized. Bases 1 to 330 code for a protein of 109 amino acids. The transcript is spliced from 2 exons. The record is from RefSeq and is a predicted model, not a curated record. Lineage: Eukaryota; Fungi; Ascomycota; Leotiomycetes; Helotiales; Hyaloscyphaceae.